UUUACAAAUCUUACAUCCUAAGAGACGUUUUUAUAUGUGAAUAUGCUACAUUUCAGAAAAGCAUAACUAUGCAAGAAAGAAUGGACGAAUUACUCUCCUCCCCUUUCUCUCUCUAACACUUUCAAGCACUGCCUUCUCCAAUAACAACAUUUCAUUCCUUAUCCGGAUCGACCUGCCGGAGCUCCGACCUGUCAACUAUGGCGGAGAGAGAGGGAUGGAAUGGAGAUGAUCGGAGUGAGACUAGUGACUACACAUCGGAGGAUGAGGGGACUGAAGACUACAGGCGCGGAGGCUACCACGCUGUCCGAAUUGGAGAUACAUUUAAGCACGGGCGUUACAUAGUCCAGAGCAAGCUCGGUUGGGGUCACUUCUCCACUGUCUGGCUAGCUUGGGACACUAUAGAAUCCAAAUAUGUGGCCCUGAAAUUUCAAAAGAGUUCUCAGCAUUAUACUGAAGCAGCAAUGGAUGAAAUUACAAUACUAAAGCAAAUAGCUGAAGCGGACCCUGAUGAUACAAAGUGUGUUGUGAAGUUACUGGAUAACUUUAAACAUUCAGGCCCCAAUGGCCAACACGUUUGCAUGGUUUUUGAGUACUUGGGUGAUAAUCUGCUGACCCUCAUCAAGUAUUCAGACUAUCGAGGGAUUCCUCUUCACAAGGUGAAGGAAAUUUGUGCCCACAUUCUAGUGGGUCUAGAUUAUCUUCAUCGUGAACUCUCUAUAAUACACACAGACUUAAAGCCAGAAAACAUUUUGCUUCUGUCGAUGAUUGAUCCAGCCAAAGAUCCAAUAAAGUCUUGUGCGUCACUCAUUCUCCCAUCCAGUAAAAACAAGGUUGUCUCAGAGACGGGGUCUUCAAAGGAGAGUAGGAGCUCAAAUGGUGAUCUGACAAAAAACCAGAAGAAGAAAAUCCGGAGCAAAGCUAAGAGAGCUGCUCAAAGUUGUGCUGGAAAAGAAGCUUCUGAUGAACUGGAUCUAGAUAAUGAAGUAGGUACUCCUGAACAUUCUAAUCAUGAUGAAAAUCCAGACGGGGACUUAAAUGAUGAUCAAACUGAGUGUAAAUCCCAAGAAGACGUACCCAAUAAAACCAGCGGAAACUUAAUAGACGGGAACCAAGGAAUUCAGAAGCAUAAGAGAGGCAGCCGUUCGAUAAGGCAGAAGCUGUUAGCUGAAGUGGAACUCAAAUGCAAAUUGGUCGAUUUUGGGAAUGCAUGUUGGACUUAUAAACAGUUUACAAGCAAUAUCCAGACUAGGCAAUAUAGAUGUCCAGAAGUGAUCCUGGGUUCCAAAUAUUCAACUUCUGCAGAUCUAUGGUCCUUCGCUUGCAUUUGUUUUGAGAUGGCAACGGGAGAUGUCCUUUUUGAUCCUCAUAGUGGUGACAAUUAUGACAGAGAUGAGGAUCACUUGGCCUUAAUGAUGGAGCUUCUUGGGAUGAUGCCGCGAAAGAUUGCGUUAGGGGGGCGCUAUUCAUGGGAGUUCUUUAGUAGAUAUGGAGACUUGAGGCACAUGAGACGGUUGCGGUUCUGGCCGAUAACCAAGGUGCUCAUGGAAAAAUUUGAGUUCACUGAGAAAGAUGCAACCGAGAUGUCAGAUUUUCUUGUCCCCAUACUUGAUUUUGUACCAGAGAAAAGACCCACGGCAGCACAGUGUCUUAACCACCCAUGGCUAAUUGGAGGUCCAACCCACCCUGUGCCUUCUCGUGUAAUUAGUUCACUUCCACCAGAUGUCCCAGAGAACAGAAACAUUAUGAAGGAGAGAGAUGUGAGGGAAACAAUGGAAGUCAGGGUGGGGAAUAUGGUCAUUGAUGGAACUACUUCAAAGUUCAAAGUCAGCACCAUGGUCACUAUAGGCACCGUCUGCCAAUAAUAAUUUCACUUGACUUGUCAGUUGUCACCGUUUGUUCUAGUUAUAUAUAUGUGGAUAUCUAGUUGUAAUAAUCUGAACUAUGAUCGGUUCAUUGUUAUUGUUCUCAAUGAAAUAAAUCAAAAUUUUGCAAAUAAGACCGUAGGCAAAAUUUGUUGACAUGCAAUAUUUUUAGAAUAAUAUUUUAUUACACGAG
Molecule: messenger RNA, 2055 nt
Organism: Cuscuta epithymum
Lineage: Eukaryota; Viridiplantae; Streptophyta; Magnoliopsida; Solanales; Convolvulaceae
Source: the annotation of a GenBank genome assembly